Messenger RNA from Impatiens glandulifera, 1179 nucleotides. RefSeq names its product pentatricopeptide repeat-containing protein At5g14770, mitochondrial-like. The record is from RefSeq and is a predicted model, not a curated record. The transcript has 5 exons. The coding region runs from base 1 to 1179 and encodes 392 amino acids. Gene Ontology annotation, molecular function: protein binding. Lineage: Eukaryota; Viridiplantae; Streptophyta; Magnoliopsida; Ericales; Balsaminaceae.
AUGAUUUGGCAUCACCUUGAAUAUUUAAGGCGACCGGCCGCCGGAUUCACUCACACGGCCGCCGGAUUCACUCACACGGCCGCCGGAUUCACUCACACAGCCGCCGAUGAAGCACUAUAUCAUACGCUCACGGUGGAGCUCCUGUUUCUCCGUUCGCCGUUUCACUCGAAGGUCACUGAUUUCACUUCAUCCUCUCAUUCUCCCGCCAUCCUCGAAUGUGGGUUUCUCCAAUUCUCCGCGAUUUCAAUUCCUCUGGUUUGGUCUCUCAGACUGGGAUUCGUCCAUCAGGCUCUUGGAUUGGUUUCUAUAAUAUGGUCAAGAAAGGUUCCUCUUGAUUCUUACACUUGCAACAUUUUGGUUAAAGGUUUUUGCGACAUCGGGCUGUUAGAAUAUGCCCACUUGUUUAUGAUUAGUAUUGUAGAUUUAGCAGAGCCUUAUCCUGAUACACUCAAUGAUCAUGCUUUCUGCAAGAACAGGAGGUUAGAGGAAGCCAAGCUGCUUUUAGAUGAGAUGAGGAAAAUGGGCGUGGAUCCUAAUCAUGUUUCCUUCUCUACACUCAUUGAUUCCUCCUUCAGAAAAAGGGAUCUAAUGAGUGCUUUUUCACUUCAAGCACAAAUGGUAGUUCGAGGAUAUGCAUUUGAUGUUGUCAUUUGCACCAUUUUGAUGGAUGGGUUGUUUAAGGCAGGAAAACCUGCAGAAGCUGAGGAAAUGUACAAGUCUCUUUGGAAAUUCAGCUUGAUUCCAGAUUGUAUUACUUAUUUUGUCAUGAAUGCGAUUUAUGGUUCCAGUAAAUUAGGAGAAAUGAAACGUGUAGACAGCUUACUGAACGAAAUGGCGGCAAAUAAUGUUUAUCCAGAUGUUAUUACAUAUUCCUCUGUGAUAAAUGGACAUAUCAAGAAAGGAAUGCUCUAUUCAGUGGCUGAGGAAUUGGUCAGGGAUUUAGUAUCGAAAGGAUUAACACCCGAUUGUGCUAACUACACUUCGAUGAUGGAUGUAUUCUUCAAAGAAGGAAAUGAGUCGGCUGCACUUAGUAUGGCUCAAGAAGUAUCUAUGAGAAAUAUAGGACUCGACACUAUUGCAUACAAUGUCCUUAUAAACGGUUUAUCAAAGCUGGGAAACUAUAGAAUCGAGUCUCUUUUUGAUGGAAUUAAACAUUCUGGUUUGUCAUUUCUUCCAUGA